Messenger RNA from Equus caballus (horse), 2375 nucleotides. It is a transcript of the gene IRAK3, whose product is annotated as interleukin 1 receptor associated kinase 3. Gene Ontology annotation, molecular function: protein kinase activity; protein binding; ATP binding. Gene Ontology annotation, cellular component: nucleus; cytoplasm; plasma membrane. Lineage: Eukaryota; Metazoa; Chordata; Mammalia; Perissodactyla; Equidae. Gene Ontology annotation, biological process: cellular response to lipopolysaccharide; Toll signaling pathway; protein phosphorylation. The record is from RefSeq and is a predicted model, not a curated record.
CACGUGGGCCGGCCGGCCGGGCCGCCGUCGUAGAAGCAGAAUUUCCGCGGUUGUGUAACUGCCCCCCGCGGGCGCGCAGCGGCCUGGCCUCGCCUCCCUCCUCCACCGGGCCCUGCUCUCCGGCGGCAGAGCUAUGGCCUGGGCGGCAGCGGCGGGCAGCGGCGGGGCCCGCGGCCAGCUCUCGGCGCACACGCUCCUCUUCGACCUGCCUCCCGUGCUGCUGGGCGAGCUCUGCGCCGUCCUGGACAGCUGCGACGGCGCGCUCGGCUGGCGCCGCCUCGCGGAGCGACUUUCAAGCAGCUGGCUGGAUGUUCGUCACAUUGAAAAGUAUGUAGACCAAGGGAAAAGUGGAACGAGAGAAUUGCUUUGGUCCUGGGCACAGAAAAACAAGACCAUCGGUGACCUUUUACAGAUCCUCCAGGAGAUGGGGCAUCAUCGAGCUAUCCAUUUAAUUACAAACCAUGGAGCAGCCUUGAAUCCUUCAGAGCAGAGUCACCUGGGAGAUGGAUUUCCAAGCAUGUUACCCAAGGAAACAACCAAUGUCACAGUGGAUAAUGUUCUUAUUCCUAAACAUAAUGAAAAAGGAAUAUUGUUUAAACCUUCUAUCAGCUUUCAAAACAUCACAGAAGGAACCAAAAAUUUCCACAAAGACUUCCUAAUUGGAGAAGGGGAGAUUUUUGAGGUGUACAGAGUGGAGAUCCAAAACCGAACGUAUGCCGUUAAAUUAUUUAAACAGGAGAAAAAAAUGCAAUGUAAGCAACAAUGGAAGAGCUUUUUAUCUGAGCUUGAAGUUUUACUACUGUUUCAUCAUCCAAACAUUCUGGAGUUGGCUGCAUAUUUUACAGAGAGUGACAAGUUCUGCCUGGUUUAUCCGUAUAUGAGAAAUGGGUCCCUUUUUGACAGACUGCAGUGUGUAGGUAACACAGCCCCGCUCUCUUGGCACAUUCGAAUCAGUAUCUUAAUAGGAGCGUGCAAGGCCAUCCAGUAUUUGCACAACAUCGAGCCGUGCUCAGUUGUCUGUGGCAGCAUCUCCAGUGCAAACAUACUUUUGGAUGAUCAGUUUCAACCCAAACUAACUGAUUUUGCCGUGGCGCACUUCCGACCCCACCUUGAACACCAGCACUGCACCAUCAGCGUGACCGGCUGCAACAGGAAACACCUGUGGUACAUGCCCGAGGAGUACGUCAGGCAGGGCAGACUCACCGUCAAAACCGACGUCUACAGCUUUGGGAUUGUAAUCAUGGAAGUUCUGACAGGUUGUAAAGUGGUGUUGGAUGAGCCAAAGCACAUCCAGCUGAGGGAUCUUCUUAUGGAAUUGAUGGAAAAGAGAGGCCUUGAUUCAUGUCUCUCAUAUCUAGAUAAGAAAGUGUGUCCCUGUCCUCGGAAUUUCUCUGCCAAGCUGUUCUCUUUGGCGGGCCAGUGUGCUGCAACACGGGCCAAGUUGAGACCAUCGAUGGAUGAAGUCCUGACCGUUCUUGAGAGCACUCCGGCCAGCUUGUAUUUUGCUGAAGACCCUCCCGCCUCACUGAAGUCCUUCAGGUGUCCUUCUCCUCUGUUCUUGGACAACGUACCAAGUAUUCCAGUGGAAAAUGAUGAAAACCAGAAUAACUCUUCCCUGCCUCCUGAUAAAGCUUGGAGAAAAGAGAGAAUGACUCAGAAAAUUCCCUUUGAAUGUAGCCAGUCUGAGGUGACGUUUCUGGGCUUUGAGAGAAAGACAGGGAGUCAGAGAAAUGAGGAUGCUUGCAACAUACCCAGUUCUUCUUGUGAAAAGAGUUGGUCUCCAAAGGAUGCAGCUCCAUCCCAGGACUCCAGCACCUGUGGUGUGACUAUGGACCCUUCUGCAGAAGCUCUGGGCCAGUCUUACAGGAGCAGGCCAAUGGAGAUUAGCUGGUCUUCUGAAUUUUCCUGGAAUGAAUGUGAAGAGUACAAAAAGGAGGCAAUUUCACCAGAAGAUAAGGAAGAAAGCAAAUAUUGCUGAAGUACCUGAGUGCUGGUGUCAUCAUGGGGAGACAUUGUCUUUCACGAGUAAUGCCAAGAGGAUGAGUGAUGGUGAAUUUGGGUAAUGCUGAUCAACAAUCUGGACAAUUCUAUUCCUUCCUUUCUACCUCGAAAAACGGGGUGGCUUAGAAAUUUGUUUUAUCAGGAUAAUUGCUUCAUGAUCAAACAUGGGCUCUGGCUUUGGACAAGCACAACAAUGAAAACCUACCGGAAAGGGAGUGGAUUCUAAUGGUCUCCAUCAGCAUCUGCGUGAGCUCAGAGCCUCCGGUCUGCUGAGUAUGGUCAGUUCACUUGGAGUCCAUUGUGUGGUUUCAUCUGCCUGCCAGGACUUAGGAAAUGUCUAAUUUGUGAAUGGUAAUAGAUGCCUUUUUAAAGAA